Messenger RNA from Sceloporus undulatus (fence lizard), 1705 nucleotides. It is a transcript of the gene GPR143, whose product is annotated as G protein-coupled receptor 143. The record is from RefSeq and is a predicted model, not a curated record. The coding region runs from base 240 to 1463 and encodes 407 amino acids. The transcript has 9 exons. Gene Ontology annotation, biological process: G protein-coupled receptor signaling pathway; regulation of calcium-mediated signaling; melanosome organization. Gene Ontology annotation, molecular function: dopamine binding; L-DOPA receptor activity; L-tyrosine binding. NCBI's taxonomy places the organism in Eukaryota, Metazoa, Chordata, Lepidosauria, Squamata, Phrynosomatidae. Gene Ontology annotation, cellular component: melanosome membrane; plasma membrane.
CCCCGCAGACUCCUGGGUUCUCCUCCAGAGGCCCUUCCUUUCCCAGAGGAAGUCCUGAGUCCUGGCUGAGGGAGGCAGGGAGGAAGGGCGACGAUGGAUGGGGCCUGGCUCCCUCCCAUUCCUGGGAAUGGCCGCUCCAGGGGAUUUAGAGCAGCCCAGGCGCCGCCCGCGCCUCCCGUGACUGCCGGCCAUCCCUCCAUCCCUCUCCAGAGCCUGCCUCCCUCCUCUGCCUAGCAGCCAUGGCCUCUCCGCGGCUGGAGACCUUCUGCUGCCCGAACCGCGACGGCGCCACGCAGCUGGUGCUGUCCUUCCAGCCGCGGGUCUUCUGCGGGGUCUGCGCGGGGAGCGCCGCCGCCGGCCUGGCCCUCAGCCUCCUCCAGCUCCUGCCCAAGAAGGGCCGGGGGGGCCCCGCCAGGAAGGGGCCCAAGGCCGCCUCCUCCUCCUCCUCCUCCUCCGCCGCCACCAUCCUCCGCCUGGUCUCCGCCUGCGACCUCCUCGGAGCCCUCGGUAUCAUAUUCAGAUCAACUGUUUGGUUAGGGUUUCCAAACUUUGUUGCAAACAUAUCUGUGGUGAAUGGGACUGAUGUCUGGCCUGCUGCCUUUUGUGUGGGAAGCGCGAUGUGGAUCCAGCUCCUGUACAGUGCUGGCUUUUGGUGGCUCUUUUGCUAUGCUGUUGAUUCCUACCUGGUUGUUAGAAGAUCAGCAGGUUUAAGUACAAUUGUGUUAUAUCACAUGAUGACGUGGGGCUUGGCCAUCCUGCUCUGUGUGGAGGGAAUUGCUAUGCUGUACUACCCUUCAGUUUCUAGUUGUGAAAAUGGUCUGGAGCAUGCAAUUCCUCAUUAUGUCACUACAUAUGUUCCGCUAGUUCUUGUUUUGCUAGCCAACCCAAUUCUUUUCAGUAGGACAGUGACUGCUGUUGCAUCUUUAUUGAAAGGAAGGCAAGGGAUCUACACGGAGAAUGAAAGACGUCUGGGGACAGAGAUCAAAAUUCGUUUUUUCAAAAUUAUGUUGGUGGUCGUUAUUUGCUGGUCAUCAAAUAUUAUCAAUGAAGCCCUCCUAUUCUACCUGGAAAUGCAGCCAGAUAUCAAUGGAAGCCUCUUAAAAAAUGUCCGAAAUGCUGCACUGAUCACAUGGAUCAUCAUGGGUGUACUGAACCCAAUGCAAGGCUUUCUUUUCACACUGGCUUUUUAUGGAUGGACUGGCUGGAAGUUGGAUCUACAGUGGCGGAAAAGUGAAAUACCAUGGGAGUCGAUGUCCACAUCAACUGCUGCUGAGAAUGCUUAUGGCUUGCCAGGCGAAAACUCUGUGAAUUUUCAUGACUCAAAGAAAACGUCAGUAGCACCAAGCCAUCAGACGGACGAAGCCUUAAGCAUGCUGUCUGAAGGUUCUGAUGCUAGCACAAUUGAAAUCCACAUCUCAAGUGGAAUCCAUGAAUUAGAUGGUAACGAUGCUGAUGUUGAAUAAAUGAAAAAGGAUUACAGUGAGGAGCUGGAGACCCCCCAGAUUCUCUCAUGGCAUGGUUUGGUAGUCCUUCUAUGAAAUUCAGAUUUCCCACCAUUCCACACACACGUCUGAAUGCUCUGUUUGAUUAACUUCUGACUUUUUUUAGUCUAUGCAAAAACCAUAUUUUGAAUAGAUAAAGUUAUCUUGAUCAUGGAUUCAAGCCAUGCCCAGAUUCAACACAUGUUAAAAUAUUCUGCUUGUCC